Messenger RNA from Camarhynchus parvulus, 4128 nucleotides. It is a transcript of the gene ROBO3, whose product is annotated as roundabout guidance receptor 3. The transcript has 22 exons. The record is from RefSeq and is a predicted model, not a curated record. Bases 711 to 3917 code for a protein of 1068 amino acids. Gene Ontology annotation, cellular component: plasma membrane; axon. Gene Ontology annotation, molecular function: protein binding. Lineage: Eukaryota; Metazoa; Chordata; Aves; Passeriformes; Thraupidae. Gene Ontology annotation, biological process: cell-cell adhesion; axon guidance.
CCGAGCUGGACUGUGCUGAGCCGGACUGAGUCGGGCUGCGCUGAGCCGCGCUGGACUGAGCCGAGUCGAGCCGGGCUGAGCCGGACUGGGCUGAACUGAGCGGGACUGGGCUGAACUGAGCCGAGCGCAGCCGAGCAGAGAGGAACUGAGCUGAGCCGGACCGGGCUGAACCGGACCGAGCUGAGCCGGAUCGGGCUGAACUGCGCGGAGCCCAAACGAGCCCAGCCGAACUGAGCUGAGCCGGACCGGGCUGAACCGGACCGAGCUGAGCCGGAUCGGGCUGAACUGCGCGGAGCCCAAACGAGCCCAGCCGAACUGAGCUGAGCCGGAUCGGACUGAGCCGGAUCAGGCCGAGCCCAGCCGAACUGAGCUGAGCCGGAUCGGACUGAGCCGGAUCGGGUUGAACUGAGUCGGAUUGGGCUGAACUGAGCCUAGCCCAGCCGAGUUUAGCCGAACUUAGCUGAGCCGGACCUGACUGCGCCGGAUCGGGCUGAGCCGGACCGGGCUGAGCCGGAUCGGGCUGAACUGACCCGAGCCCAGCCGAACUGAGCUGAGCCAGAUCGGGCUGAGCCGGAUCGGGCUGAGCCGGAUCGGGCUGAACUGAGCCGGACUGGGCUGAGCCGAGCCAGUCUUUGCCGUGCCGGGUAGUGUCGUGCAGAGCCGACCCGAGCCCAGCCGAUCUCAGCCGAGCCGAGCGGAGCCGGGACAGGAUGCUGCGGUACCUGCUGAAAACGCUGCUGCAGAUGAACCUGUUCGCCGACUCGCUGGGAGCUGAAGGCUCUAACUCCUCCUCCUCGCUGCUGCUCGGCAUCAACCGCUCCAUCGCCGCGCUCCACCUGCCCGAUCUCACCCCCGGUAACGGAUCCCACGCCCAGCUGGAGGACACGGCUCCCCGCAUCGUGGAGCACCCCACGGAUGUCCUGGUCUCCAAGGGGGACCCGGCCACGCUGAGCUGCAAGGCCGAGGGGCGCCCGGCCCCGGAGGUGGAGUGGUACAAGGACGGGGAGCGGGUGGAGACGGACCGGGAGGAUCCCCGCUCCCACCGCACCCUCCUCCCGGGCGGGUCCCUCUUCUUCCUCCGGAUCCUGCACGGGAGGAGGGGAAAGCCCGACGAGGGCGUUUAUGUCUGCGUGGCCAGGAACUACCUGGGGGAGGCCACCAGCCGGAAUGCUUCCCUGGAGGUGGCCGUGCUGCGGGACGAUUUCCGACAGCCCCCAGGGGACGUGGUGGUGGCGGCGGGAGAACCGGCCGUGCUGGAGUGCGUCCCGCCCCGCGGGCACCCCGAGCCCAGCGUGUCCUGGAGGAAAAACGGAGUCCGGGUCAGCGACAAGGACGAGCGCCUGACGAUCCGUGGUGGGAAGCUGAUGGUGGCCAGUGCUCACAAGAGCGAUGCUGGCGUCUAUGUGUGCGUGGCCACCAACGUGGUGGGGGAGAGGAACAGCGAGCCAGCCGAGCUGGUUGUCUUUGAGCGCCCAGCAUUUGGCAAGAGGCCCCAGAACCAGGUGGUGCUGGUGGAGGGGAUGGCAGAGUUUGCCUGCGAGGUGAUGGGGGAUCCGCAGCCGGCGGCGCGCUGGCGCAAGGAGGAGGGUGAAAUGCCACUGGGAAGGUGGGAGGUGCUGCCAGACAACACCCUGCGGAUCAGCCGGCUGCAGGUGGAGGAUGAGGGCACCUACACCUGCGUGGCUGACAACAGCGUGGGCAGGUCAGAGGCAUCGGGCACCCUCACUGUGCACGUGCCCCCCCAGCUUGUCACUGGGCCCCACGACCAAGCUGUCACCCAUGGCCAGAGCGUGACUUUCCAGUGCCAGAGCAAGGGCAACCCACCACCCGCUGUCUUCUGGCAGAAGGAGGGGAGCCAGACCCUGCUGUUCCCGGGCCAGCCCCCAGUCCCUUCUGGCCGUGUCUGGGUGAGCCCCAGCGGUGCUUUGACCAUCGUCAAUGUCCAGCCCAGCGAUGCCGGCCACUACCUGUGCCAGGCCAUCAGCGUGGCCGGCAGUGUCCUGGCCAGGGCAGGCCUGGAGGUGACAGGGGCACCCAUUGAACUCCACCCACCGGUGCUCAGCCUGCUUCCCACUAACCGGACAGUGCUGCCUGUGGGGGCCACAGUGCGGCUGCCUUGUGGGGUGGGGGCCCAUGGCCCUGCAGGCAGCGUGGGGUGGCUGAAGGAUGGCAGUGCCCUGGUAGGUGUCCAGCCCCGUGCCAGCCUGCUGGAGAACGGCACCCUGCAGAUCACCAGCCUCCGGGUGAGAGACUCCGGGCUCUACAAGUGUGUGACCACCAGCUCAGCGGGUGAGACAAGCUGGGGCAUCUCCUUGGAGGUACAAGGUGAUGAAUCCAACCUGUCCCUGCCUUCCCCUGCACCCGAUCUCCUCCCUGGGCCACCCUCCACCCCUGUGGUCACCAAUGUUACCAAGAGCAGUGUCACCCUGAGCUGGAAAGGGAACGAGGACGGUGGUGCCACUGAUGUCACCUCUUACAUAGUGGAGGCUUUCAGCCAGGCACUGGGUGGCCCGUGGCAGACAGUGGCAGCUGAUGUGGAGAGUGAGACCCACACAGUGACCGGACUUGUCCCUGACACUGUCUACCUGUUCUUGGUGCGGGCGGUCAACGCCUACGGGCUCAGUGACCCCAGUGGCAUCUCGGAGCCUGUGCGCACCCAAGACACCAACCCCAUGCAGCAAGGGCUGGAUCCUGAGCGUGUGCAGCAGGAGCUGGCACAAGUGGCUGUGCACCUGAAGGAACCUGUGGUGCUGCCACUGGGCACCGUCCACCUCUCCUGGACUGUGGAGCACCAGGCACCCUUCCUUCAGGGCUACCGGGUGCUGUACCGGCAGCGCGGCGGGCGCUGGGAGGAGGCCCGGACGGUGUGGGCUCCAGGGGAGCGGGGGGCCCUGCUCACCGAGCUGCGCCGGGGCCAGGACUACGAGGUCAAGGUCCGACCCUAUUUCCAUCACCUCCAUGGUCCCGACAGUGCUGUGCGGGCUCUGCGCACCCCUGAAGCGGCCCCCAGUGCCCCACCACGAGGUGUCAGUGUGGCUGGGAAUGGUACCAGUGUCCGCAUCUCAUGGCAGCCACCACCUGUGGCAGAGCAGAACGGGGUCAUCCGUGAUUAUCGGAUUUGGUGCUUGGGCAAUGAGAGCCGCUUCCACAUCAACCAGAGCGUGGAGGGGACGGUGCUGGCCACAGUGUUGCAGGGACUUGUCCCCGGGGUCCCUUACCAUGCUGAGGUUGCUGCUGCCACCAGUGCUGGUGUGGGUGCCCGCAGUGCCCCUGUUCCCAUCCACAUCGCCCCCCUGGUGGAGCGAGAUGCGGGGCCAGCAGCUGGGAGCAGCUUGACUGAGCAUUUAGCAGAGGUAGCCAGGCAGCCAGCCUUCAUUGCCGGCGUUGGUGGCGCUUGCUGGGUCGUCCUCGCUGCCUUUGCUGCUUGGCUCUACAGCCGCCGCCGGAGGAAGAAGGAGCUCAGCCACUUCACUGCAUCCUUUGCCUACACACCCACCGGUAAGCCCAUGAGUGCUGCGGGGUCCCAGUACGGCCUCUCGCUGCCCUCACCCCCAUCUCUUUCCACAGUCGCCUUCCCAGCUCCAGUGCGCAGCAACCCCAGGGCAGCUGCCAGCGGUGGUUACCCAUGGCUGGCGGACACGUGGCGUGGUGGCAGCACAGCCAGUUCUGCUGGAUGUUUGGGGUCCACUGAGAGAUACUACAAUGAUGCUGGCAUCACCCGUUACAUCGCCCAGACGGAGCAGUUUGGAGCGGGGGCUGCCGAGGGGCCGGUUUACAGCACCAUCGAGGUUGACAGUGAGGACCUCUGCACGUUCCCCCGUCCCUUCUCACAGGGCCAGAGCAAAGCUGGGGCAAGCAGUGAAACCACCGGCGGUGAGCUGGACAGAGCUGCUGCCCCCACCACCCUCAGCCAGUGAGCUCAGUCAGUGUGCCCAGGAGGAGGAGAAGGAGGAGGAAGAGGAGGAUGAAGAGGAAGAGGCAGCCAGAGGGUUGGGGAUGGAGGUGUGGUACCCUGGUGAGGACAUCCCCUGUGCCACUGCUGCAUCCUCACCCACCACCUCCUCCGGAUGCCGCUCCACCGCCACGCUGACACCCUCGCCUCGCACCACGGAGGACAUCCCCCGCCUC